ACGGGGGCUCCCGUCUCACUCACCUCACCUGGCCAGCCCUUUCUGCUUUCGCUUUCACCAUCUCCCUGCCCCUCCGGCGGCAGCUCUCGCUCGCCUCGUUUUCACCUCUCUCGGUUGAGUUCUCGGCUUUGCCGAAAGAAAGGCACCCGGAACCCAACGACAGUACCAGCAGUCCAGUCUAGCACCGGGCCGGGCCAAAGCAGGGAUGAAAAUGAAAAGGGUGGCGAGAUAAAUAGGCGGGGGAGAAGCAAGCAAAAGAGGCGAGGCAACAGCGGCGGCAGCAGAGGGCAGGCAGGACCAGCGCUCGGAAAGUGCGGAGCCGUUUCCGCUCUAGUCUCCUGCUUGGUUGCCUCCAUUCGCCCACGCUCGCCCGGCCUUAGUGUCUUACUCUCUCCGGGCCAGGCGCUCUCGUUGCUAGCGCGCGCAACGCCUGAGUACGUGCUGCACGCCGGCGCGAGCCCCGAGGCGGGCGCCGACGCGCACGCGGGAGAGAGGGUGCUUGAUCUCUCGCUCGCUAGCCAUGUCGUCCGCCGCCGGCGGGUACGGCGGAGGUGCGGGGAGCGGCGCUGAGCCCCACUGUCAUGGGCAUGGCGACUUCCUGCUGCACCACCAUGGACAGCACGUGACUGGGCAGCUGUACCACGUGCCGCAGCACAGCCGGCGCGAGAAGCUCCGGUUCCCGCCGGACGUGGCGGACUCGCCCCCGCACGCGUCUGCACAGCAGCAGUCCGGGGCAUGGCCGCCGCCUCCCCCGGCGUUCUACUCGUACGCGUCCUCCACGUCGUCCUACUCCCCGCACAGCCCGACGCUGGCUCAGGCGCAGCUCGUGGCACACGGUUUCGCUGCGCCGCUUCCGCAGAUCCCGACGCAGAACUUCGCGCUCUCGCUCUCCUCGUCGAAUCCGCCCCCGCCGGCGAGGAGGCGGCUCGGUGCCCCCUCGGGGCCCUACGGGCCGUUCACCGGCUACGCUGCGGUGCUCGGGCGGUCUCGGUUCCUCGCGCCCGCGGAGAAGCUGCUCGAGGAGAUCUGCGACGUGGGUGGCGCGGCCGCGCACGUCGACCGGAGCGUCUCCGACGAGGGCCUGCUCGAUGCGGAUCCGAUGGAGGCCAUCGAUCACGACAUGGACGGCGGCGACCGCGCGGUCUCCGACGCCGGCCCCAUCUCCGGCGCCGAUCAGCAGUGGAAGAAGACGAGGCUCAUCUCCAUGAUGGAAGAGGUUUGCAAGAGGUACCGGCAGUACUACCAGCAGGCCCAGGCUGUGAUCGCUUCGUUCGAGACCGUGGCCGGGUUCAGCAAUGCCGCCCCGUUCGCGGCGAUGGCACUGAGGGCCAUGGCGAAGCACUUCAAGUGCCUGAAGGGCAUGAUACAGAGCCAGCUGCGCAACACGACCAAGGUUGCUGCCGCCAAGGAGGGGCUGAGCAAGGACAUCGCCAUGUUUGGGCUUGCGGCCGGUGGCGGCGCCGCUGGCUUCCAGAGAGGGAGCAGCGCCACUGCGUUCGGCCAGCCGCACAGCAUCUGGCGGCCGCAGAGGGGGCUGCCCGAGCGUGCCGUGUCUGUCCUCCGCGCUUGGUUGUUCGAACACUUCCUGCACCCGUAUCCUACUGAUGGCGACAAGCAAAUGCUGGCUAAACAAACAGGUUUAACACGGAACCAGGUAUCAAACUGGUUUAUUAAUGCAAGGGUCCGGUUGUGGAAGCCAAUGGUGGAAGAAAUUCACAACCUCGAGAUGAGGCAGAUGCACAAGCAUCCAGCUCUUGACAAGAGUCAGUUUGGCAUGCAUCAUCAAAACCAGCAUUCGUCUGAGUGCAGCAGGAAGCCCUCCGAUCCUUCCGAAUCUCAGCUUGGGCAAAGCAGCAGCAGCACGAGGAACCACAACACCCCUGCUUCCCAGGGCUUCCCCGACGAGCUCUCCCAGAUGUCCCACUCCAUCCAGGGACAGGUAAGCUUCGCGUACAACGCGCUGUCGACGUCGCAGCACCAGCAGCAGGUCGGAGCAGGCGGCGGCAUCGGCGGGGCGGGUAACGGCGGCGUCUCCCUCACCCUAGGCCUUCACCAGAACAACAACAGGGUCUGCAUCGCCGAGCCGCUCCCGGCGUCUCUCCCGUCCAACCUUGCCCACCGUUUCGGGCUGGAGGACGUCAGCGACGCCGCCUACGUGAUGGGCUCAUUCGGAGGCCAGGACCGGCAUUUCGCCAAGGAUAUUGGUGGCCAUCUGGUGCAUGAUUUCGUUGGGUGAUGUCAUGGUGGCUGCUGCAGUGCUGCUGGCUUGAUCGAUCAUCAGCUUGCUGCUGCAUGAAGUGUGCUGAUGCACAUGCAUGUAAUGUACCACUAGUAUGUUAGGAUGGUAUAUAAGUCGAUCAUUUGGCGGCUUAGCUUGAUCAUCAGUUUGAAUCAAUGUUUGAAUCAAUUUCUUUGGAGGGUGGAGAAGACAUUGAUGUGCCCUUCAUGUAGAUCCAGCUGGUAUGCUGUCAGUUACUUGACACCUCAUGGGGCCUGGGCUAAUAGAGAGCAUGGCAAUAUCUUCCCAA
Molecule: messenger RNA, 2528 nt
Organism: Phragmites australis (common reed)
Lineage: Eukaryota; Viridiplantae; Streptophyta; Magnoliopsida; Poales; Poaceae
Product: BEL1-like homeodomain protein 9
Exons: 4
Coding region: 521-2236 (571 amino acids)
Biological process (GO): regulation of transcription by RNA polymerase II
Molecular function (GO): RNA polymerase II cis-regulatory region sequence-specific DNA binding; DNA-binding transcription factor activity, RNA polymerase II-specific
Source: RefSeq, a predicted model, not a curated record